AUGUUCCUUGUGGCACUUCCUUAUGCUGUCCUGCACGGUGGCUACUGGAGUGUCCUGUCUCUGGUCCUUGCCGCAGUCAUCACUUGCUACACUGGAUUGGUUCUCGUGGACUGUCUCUACGACACCAACGCAAUCACCGGUGAGAGGGUCCGGGUCCGUCAGACCUAUGUUUCAAUUGCUGAAGAGGUGUGGGGUAAACGAUUUGCCUCACGGAUCGUCCACACUGCGCAGUUCAUUGAGCUGAUCAUGACGUGUAUCCUGUACCUGGUACUCUGCGGCGAUCUGCUCUACAACACCAUUCGGCACACACCACUUCGGGAGAGCGCCUGGACACUCAUAGCCUGCUUCUUCGUGUUGCCGUGCGCUUUCCUGCGGAACCUCAAGGCCGUUUCACGUUCCAGCUUCGGAAACGCCAUCGCCCACGUGAUCAUCAACGUCAUAAUCCUCGGAUACUGUUUCGCUCAAGCAGGUCACUGGCACUGGAAGGACACCAGUCUUCGGAUUCACAUCCAUUACUUCCCCGUAUCUCUCGGGAUCGUCGUUUUCAGUUACACCUCUCACAUCUUCCUGCCAAGUCUGGAAGGCAGCAUGGUGGAUCGACGCUACUUCAAACGGAUGAUGCUGUGGACGCACGGUCUCGCCGGAUUCUUCAAGGCUUUCUUCGGCUACGUCUGCUACCUGACCUUUGGCCUCAGCACACAGGAAGUCAUAUCGGAUAAUCUUCCAACCCAUUCCUUUCGCUCUCUCGUCAAUAUAGUUCUUGUAGCCAAAGCGCUGCUGUCGUUCCCGCUUCCUUACUUCGCAGCCGUCGAACUCCUGGAGCGGGCGUUCUUCCAGGGUCGUCCUACAACCGUCCUACCAUCCUGCUAUUCUCACGAUGGCAUGCUCACGGUUUGGUCAAUCCCGCUCCGGCUGCUCCUCAUCUGCGCCAGUGUUCUCCUAGCUGUUUUCAUACCGCACUUCGCCAUCCUCAUGGGGCUUAUAGGAAGCUUUACUGGGACCAUGUUGUCGUUUGUCUGGCCAUGUUGGUUUCAUCUUAAAUUAAAGUGGUACGAACUGAAAUGGUGGAACAAAGCAUUAGAUAUCACCAUCAUGCUAGCUGGUGGCGGAUGCGGUUGUAUAGGAAUCAUUUAUUCAUUUGAAGCUCUUAUCCAAACGUAUAUUUCUUCAUAGCUAUGUGAUGUUCUAACCAAUCGUAUUAGGCACAGAUGUAAAUACCUUGAAAUUGUUUUAUCAGAGUGUUAUAACAGACUAUCUAAUGUGAGAACUAUUGCCUAUGAUUUGCCAUUGUUGGAGAUAUUUAGUAGUGGUGUCUUUGUUUUAUGGUGCCGAAUUACUUUGAUAAAUUAUGAAAUCAUUGAACACUCACUAUAUUAAUUCAGAGUCCAGGUAACCUCAUAGGUAUCAAUAAAAUUACGAAGACAUUUACAUGUAAGGGCAUUUGGGGGUUUCUUUUUAUCAAUAGCACACUAGUAAUUCUCCUGAGGACGACAAGAACACACUUGCCGAAACGUCGAGAUUGGGUGGUCCUUUUCAGGACCAACACUUGCCCAAGACAGAUACAUGGUGUACCGUGAAAACUACUUCACUUUUCUUCUUCGCCAUGGAAACCUUCUGAAGUUACACUAGUAAUAUAUUAUCACGACAACAUUUGGGAGUCCUUCCUGAUAAGAAAAAAGGAUAACGGGACACUCAAAAUUGAUUUCCAAAUUUAUGAAGAGGAGGAAAAGGGUGUUUAAAUCACAUUGCAUCCCACCCUUGUUUACCACGCAUCUUUUCCUUUCCCCCCUAAUUAUUAAAUCGACUUAUGAGUAUAUUUAACAUCAGGGGCCCAUCUCACAAAGAGUUACGAUUGAUCCGAUCGAUCGUAACUCUAUAGAAAUCCAUCUUUUGUUUCUACCGGAAAUUUGGAAAAUGCCCUUUGUUAACAAAUGGGAACAUACCGAGUUGUCAAGAAAACAAUGAAUUUAUGAAUAAACGGCAUAUCUAGAAAACAUUUGAAAAACCGACAAAAAACCCAUUUCAAAUGCUGACGCUGCUGGCUUUCCAUAGUUGUGCUUGAUCGGAUCAAUCGCAACUCUUUGUAAGACGGGGCCCAGGCGAUUAUCUUCAAAGGCGUUAUUUUCAAAAUCGAAAGUAAUGUCCUUUAUUUUUUUUACAUUGUAACAUCUAACAAGUUGUCGCCAGAAUAUGACCCUGGGUAAAACGCAUGCCCUAAACAUGUUUGGCUAGUCUUAAAAAAAUGUUUUUGGAAAGAAAACACAUACACUGGCCUGCCAAUAACCUCCCCCCCCCCCCACCCCGACAAAAUUUGAAAACUGAAUGUUAUAGCCUGGGUAAUAUUGAUAUUAGGUAUAAUCUUUUAUUUUUCCCUUCCUUUUAGUAAUAAUUUAGGGUCUGUAGAAGGAAGCAUGCGUGUACACAAUAGGGGAAGGAGGGGGGCGGUUGCCCUGUCAUUUUGAAAACUUACAAUUUUUUACUGAAAAGUUUUAUAAAAUUCACCAAUAGUAGGGCUAUACAUGAAAUCCUUGCGCUUCAAUUUACAAAAUGCAAAAGCACCUAGUUGACAAGCUCGGUCGCCUCGCUCUCCCGCUUUCGAGGAUUUACGCGUCGUGCAACCCCCCCCCCCCUCCCCCGCCAGUCAAAAGAAAAAAUUUGCGUGUGACCAUGCCCGAAAGUGGAGAUUUUCGAAUGAUCAUCUGUACAGAGAAUCGGUAAAAUUAUGGUCAGCCGUUGCUGAUCAGAAGAAGACCAUUUGGGCAUACGACACUUGAGAUAAAAACAAAUCUAAGCCACAGAUGGACGCAUCUGAUUUGCUACAUGAUGCAUAAUUCGUCUCACCACAGAUACGAUGUUAUUACACUGAAAAAGAUGUUGAUUUAACACACAUUUUAUAUUUCUACUGACGUAUUACAACAUAUAGUGUACGUUUACAAAAGAUUUUAGUUAUAACCUAGUCUUACAAAGUAUUAUGUUUUUUUUAAUUCAUGUGCAAUAUUCAUUAUUGUCCAAUCAAUAUACUCGUAAUUCCAAGUGAGUGUCAGUGCACUAUGCAGUCUAGUUUCUCCGUCGGUUUGAAACUAGAUAAUUGAGUAGCCUAAUAAAAAGUGAGUUUGUUAUUGAAA
Messenger RNA from Lytechinus variegatus (green sea urchin), 3125 nucleotides. Its product is annotated as vesicular inhibitory amino acid transporter-like. Gene Ontology annotation, biological process: amino acid transmembrane transport. Lineage: Eukaryota; Metazoa; Echinodermata; Echinoidea; Temnopleuroida; Toxopneustidae. Gene Ontology annotation, molecular function: amino acid transmembrane transporter activity. Bases 1 to 1173 code for a protein of 390 amino acids. The record is from RefSeq and is a predicted model, not a curated record. The transcript has a single exon. Gene Ontology annotation, cellular component: vacuolar membrane.